UUUCCUCAAGCCAUUAAGACUAGUCGAAACUAUGGAUGUCGAACAUUUCACGUCGGGCACCGGCGACUUUCCGGUCCGAAAAUGCGGAGUAUUGGGAGCGACCGGAUCUGUAGGCCAGAGGUUCAUCCUGCUAUUAGCAUUACAUCCGCAUUUUGUACUUCAUGCCGUGGGUGCCUCGGAACGAUCCGCGGGCAAGAAGUACAAAGAUGCUGUGAAAUGGAAACAGGCGUUUCCUAUGUCGAAGAGGUUAGGAGAGCUUGAAGUACGAAAAUGUACUCCUGAAGAGUUCAAGGACUGCGACAUCAUCUUCUCCGGCCUAGACAGUGACGUUGCCACCGAGAUCGAGAUGGCGUUUCUGAAAGCCAACCUUGGAGUGUUUUCGAACGCGAAGAAUUACCGUCGGGAUCCUCUAGUUCCUCUUGUUGUCCCUACCGUCAAUCUUCCUCAUAUGGAUGUCAUCCCACAUCAGAGGAAACACCAUGGACUAGAGAAAGGAUUCAUCGUCUGCAACUCCAAUUGCGCCGUCAUUGGGAUUGUUAUCCCCUUUGCAGCUCUGCAGGCUCGAUUCGGUGCCAUCGAUCAAGUGAGCAUCGUGACCAUGCAAGCUGUGUCUGGAGCCGGAUACCCUGGUGUCAGCAGUAUGGAUGUCAUCGACAAUGUCGUCCCUUUCAUUUCCGGAGAGGAAGACAAAUUGGAGUCCGAAGCGCAAAAGAUCCUUGGAAAGGUCAACGAAAGUGUGACUGGUUUCGAGGACCAGCAUAUACGUGUCUCCGCAGCCUGUAACCGGGUACCAGUUCUCGACGGACACACCGCUUGUGUUUCGCUCAAAUUCGCCAAACGUCCUGCGCCCUCCGCAGAGGAAGUCAAGGAUGCCCUGAGGGAAUAUGUAUCCGAGGCUCAGAGGCUCGGCUGCCCUUCUGCACCUACGAAUGCCAUCGUAGUGAUGGAUGAGCCGGAUCGACCACAGCCACGACUAGACCGUGAAACAGAUCGAGGAUAUGCCGUUAGUGUUGGCCGGGUCCGCGAGGACGAGAGCGGGAUCUUCGAUAUCAAAUUCGUAGCGCUCAGUCACAACACUGUCAUUGGUGCUGCUGGUUCGUCCAUUCUGAAUGCAGAGGCUGCGGUAUUGAAAGGAUAUGCUUAAAGGAUCAAAAGUAGCGUUUGGCCAACUCGUCCACGUAGAUAGUACAUAAAUCAAGCAUAUUGACAUUGAGAAGGGUGGAUGCUUAUCUCAGUCGUCAAACAUUGCUAUUCUGAACAGAAUUGAAGUCCAGGCAACGUGCGU
Eremomyces bilateralis CBS 781.70 is the source of this 1285-nucleotide messenger RNA. RefSeq names its product aspartate-semialdehyde dehydrogenase. Gene Ontology annotation, molecular function: NADP binding; NAD binding; aspartate-semialdehyde dehydrogenase (NADP+) activity. Gene Ontology annotation, biological process: L-threonine biosynthetic process. The transcript is spliced from 4 exons. Bases 32 to 1144 code for a protein of 370 amino acids. The record is from RefSeq and is a predicted model, not a curated record. Lineage: Eukaryota; Fungi; Ascomycota; Dothideomycetes; Eremomycetales; Eremomycetaceae.